Molecule: messenger RNA, 939 nt
Organism: Colletotrichum siamense
Lineage: Eukaryota; Fungi; Ascomycota; Sordariomycetes; Glomerellales; Glomerellaceae
Gene: gar1-0
Product: D-galacturonate reductase
Exons: 6
Coding region: 1-939 (312 amino acids)
Cellular component (GO): cytosol
Molecular function (GO): aldose reductase (NADPH) activity
Source: RefSeq, a predicted model, not a curated record
AUGGCUGCGCAGACGUUCAAGCUCAACUCGGGACACGAGAUCCCCGCCGUCGCUCUGGGCACAUGGCAGUCUGCUCCCGGUGAGGUCAAGGAGGCCGUCUCAUACUCUCUUAAGAUCGGCUACAAGGCCAUCGAUGGCGCCUACUGCUACGCCAACGAGGACGAGGUUGGCCAGGGCCUCAAGGAGGCUUUUGCCAAUGGCGUCAAACGUGAGGACAUCUACGUUGUCACCAAGCUGUGGGCCACCUACACCACCAGCGACGAGAGAGUUAAGCUUGGCCUGGAGAAGAGCUUGAAGAGCCUGGGUCUCGACUACGUUGACCUCUUCCUUGUUCAUUGGCCCGUUGCCAUGAACCCCGAGGGAAACCACGACAGGUUCCCCACCAAGCCCGAUGGCAGCCGUGACAUCCUCCGGGACUUCUCCCACGUCGACACCUGGAAGUCCAUGGAGAAGCUCCUUGAUACCGGCAAGGUUCGCUCUAUUGGUGUCUGCAACUACAGCGUGAGAUACCUCGAGGAGCUCCUCCCCCAUGCCAAGGUCGUUCCCGCCGUCAAUCAGAUCGAGAACCACCCCAGCCUUCCCCAGCAGGAGAUCGUCGACUUUUGCAAGGACAAGGGCAUCCACAUCAUGGCUUACAGCCCGCUCGGCUCUACCGGUGGGCCUCUUAUGAGCGCGGCUCCCGUUGUGAAGAUUGCCGAGAAGCGCGGCGUCAGCGCCUCCACAGUUCUCCUCAGCUACCACGUCGCCCGUGGCAGCACUGUUAUCGCCAAGUCCGUCACCCCCGCCCGUAUCAAGGCCAACCUCAAAAUUGUCAAGCUCGACGACGAGGACAUGAAGGAGCUUCGCGCCUACUCAGAUGAUCUUACGGCCAAGAAGGAGCUGAAGCGUUACGUCUACCCGCCAUUUGGCAUUGACUUUGGAUUCCCCGACAAGUCUUAG